Molecule: messenger RNA, 1605 nt
Organism: Tauraco erythrolophus (red-crested turaco)
Lineage: Eukaryota; Metazoa; Chordata; Aves; Musophagiformes; Musophagidae
Gene: CYP19A1
Product: cytochrome P450 family 19 subfamily A member 1
Biological process (GO): female gonad development; response to estradiol
Cellular component (GO): endoplasmic reticulum
Molecular function (GO): aromatase activity; iron ion binding; heme binding
Source: RefSeq, a predicted model, not a curated record
UCUCUCUCUCUAAAGCAAAGUAGAAUCUCUUGGAAAAGAUGGUACUGGAAACUCUGAAUCCAAUGCACUACAACAUCACCAGCCUAGUACCAGAUAUGAUGCCAGUGGCCACAGUGCCCAUACUCAUUCUCAUGUGCUUUAUGUUUCUAAUAUGGAAUCACGAAGAAACUUCGUCAAUACCAGGGCCAGGAUACUGUAUGGGAAUCGGUCCCCUCAUUUCACAUGCGAGAUUUCUCUGGAUGGGAGUAGGUAAUGCCUGCAAUUACUACAAUAAGACCUACGGAGAAUUUGUGAGAGUUUGGAUCAGCGGUGAAGAAACAUUUAUAAUUAGCAAAUCCUCAAGCGUGUCCCACGUAAUGAAACACUGGCAUUAUGUUUCUCGAUUUGGGAGCAAGCUUGGAUUACAGUGCAUUGGCAUGUAUGAAAAUGGGAUCAUAUUUAAUAAUAACCCAGCACACUGGAAAGAAAUCCGACCCUUUUUCACCAAAGCUCUCUCUGGUCCUGGUCUUGUGCGUAUGAUAGCAAUUUGUGUUGAAUCAACAAUUGAUCACUUGGACAAACUAGAGGAAGUAACCACUGAAGUAGGAAACAUCAAUGCGUUGAAUCUUAUGAGACGGAUCAUGCUUGACACAUCUAACAAGCUUUUUCUUGGGAUCCCUUUGGAUGAACGUGCUAUUGUAGUUAAGAUUCAAAACUACUUUGAUGCUUGGCAAGCACUUUUAUUAAAGCCUGACAUCUUUUUUAAGAUUUCUUGGCUGUGCAAGAAAUAUGAAGAGGCAGUCAAGGAUCUAAAAGGGGCAAUGGAAAUCUUAAUAGAACAGAAACGACAAAAACUUUCCACUGUUGAAAAGUUGGACGAACACAUGGAUUUUGCAUCCCAGUUGAUUUUUGCACAGAACAGAGGGGAUCUGACUGCCGAGAAUGUGAACCAGUGUGUGCUGGAGAUGAUGAUUGCUGCUCCUGAUACACUGUCUGUGACUCUCUUCUUUAUGCUAAUACUGAUUGCAGAGCACCCCACAGUGGAAGAGGAGAUGAUGAGAGAAAUUGAAACUGUUAUGGGUGACAGAGACAUACAGAGUGAUGAUAUGCCAAACUUAAAAAUUGUGGAGAAUUUUAUUUAUGAGAGCAUGAGAUACCAGCCAGUUGUGGACUUGAUUAUGCGAAAAGCUUUACAAGAUGAUGUAAUUGAUGGCUAUCCUGUGAAAAAGGGGACAAAUAUUAUUCUCAAUAUCGGACGUAUGCAUAAGCUCGAAUUCUUCCCAAAGCCGAAUGAGUUCUCUCUUGAAAACUUUGAGAAAAAUGUUCCUUCACGCUACUUCCAACCAUUUGGAUUCGGCCCUCGAGGCUGUGUAGGAAAGUUUAUUGCCAUGGUAAUGAUGAAAGCGAUUCUGGUGACUCUUCUGAGACGGUGCCGAGUACAGACAAUGAAAGGAAGAGGCCUUAACAACAUCCAGAAAAACAACGACUUAUCCAUGCACCCCAUAGAAAGGCAGCCUCUGCUGGAGAUGGUUUUCACACCAAGAAGAAACUCAAACAAUAAUCAGGGUGACUAAAACGGACCCCCCAUCAGCAUCAAAGUUACAGAGCUUUCUCAGUCACAGGCAC